AUGCAUAUCGAGGUCCAUAGGGCUGGAAUAUCGACUUUGCCCGUCGAGAUUCUGGCAGAAAUAUUCUGGCACUGCGUCCCCGAUGCUGCUACAUUCCAGGAUCCCGUACUAUGGACGCAUCAGGCGCACCCUCUCAAUGCGCCCAUCCUCCUUACUCGCGUGUCCCGAUAUUGGCGAGAAAUUGCCCUCAAUACUCCUUCGCUCUGGUCCUCGCUCUCGUUGGCUGAUGGUGCCUGUGGCGGCAUCAGGGUCGUCGAUGCUUACUUGAGCGCUCUCAAGACCUGGCUCUCUCUAUCACAGUCACUUCCUCUCCGAAUCAAGCUGGACGCGGAAAAUCAUUAUUCAAUCAUGAUUACCUAUCUCUCGCUGUUAUGCGAUGAGGCCGAUCGCUGGAAUGAAGUAUAUCUCGAGUCCUGUCAUCCAACGCACUUCCAAACAAGUCAUAAAAGCUCAUUCCCGAUACUCACCUCGCUUUCGUUGAAACUCACCUCGACAGACUACGGACACACCCAGUUUCCCGUAUUUUUUGACGCUCUGUCAUCUGCUCCCAACCUCCGCCGCGUUGACAUCACUUUUCACUCAAUGGCCGGCUUACCUCUGCCAUGGUCAGCCCUCACGGAAUACGCGUUCCGCUGCACGCAUCACUACCUGCCAAUCCUCGAUUUACCUCAAUUUGUGGUCGAGAUGCGGAAAUGUCACAGUUUGACCAAGGCACUCUUCGAGAUCACGGAAGGCGUUUCCAGUUGCUGGAUCAAGGUUGCCCUCGAUGGCGAUAUGAAUGACAAUCUUCGUCGUGCCACUCUCCCUCGACUGCUUCAUCUCACUAUAUCCACCGACGACACCAACGUCUUGGACGCCCUGUUCGAUUCUCUCAGCGCACCGUCUCUAGAACAUAUCACCAUACAAAGUACAGAUCAAUAUGGGUCGCCAUGGGGGCAAUCAAACAAUCUCGCACUGAAAGGGUUCCUCGCUUCAUGUGCAGACUCCCUCACCUCCAUACAAGUCGAAAUCCCAGCAAACAUGAUCCCCGCGGGCCUUCUCAUCGAGGUCUUACGAGACCUUCCAAGUCUUUUGACAAUGUAUUUCAUAGGACCAGACGACUACCUCUACUGGUCCCAUGUCCUCGACGCUCUGGUCAGUCGGGGUCACCAAGGGACGAACCUGAGGCUCCGUAGCUUUGGCGUGCACAUCAACUCAUGGUUCAGGCAUAGGGAGCCUCGGCGCCAUCGCAGAAACGCCUACGAUCAUGUCGUGCACUCAUACCGUGGAAACAAACAUGACCCUGACGAUCAAAAACUCUUCUUCGACAGCCUGAAAGCCAUGGUCGAAUCACGCCUGCCGCCGAUUCAUGCUCUCGACGAGCAAUCAGGUUCGGCCUCUUACACUAGUUUAGCAGGGCACCUAGAGACAUUGAGGGUGUCUUCGAAGAUAUUUUCGGAUGCGGAGGGGUUAGCGUCAGAACCUUCUGCCAAUAUGUUGCAGUUAUGGAGCGCGGGAGGAUUGAGAUUGGAAAUCACGCCUUCCAGAGAAUGAGUAGAUAGUCAUUGGUCUUGGUAUCCGAACAAUCACUGAAAUUCUAUCAUUCUAUGUCAAUGCAUGAAAUGUUAUCAUGUCCCGAAAUUCACUAUGAGCUUCAUUGCGCGACAGAACCUCUCUUAUUCUAUAUUCG
Stereum hirsutum FP-91666 SS1 is the source of this 1669-nucleotide messenger RNA. RefSeq lists its product as uncharacterized. The transcript has 2 exons. The record is from RefSeq and is a predicted model, not a curated record. NCBI's taxonomy places the organism in Eukaryota, Fungi, Basidiomycota, Agaricomycetes, Russulales, Stereaceae. The coding region runs from base 1 to 1533 and encodes 510 amino acids.